Messenger RNA from Gekko japonicus, 2139 nucleotides. RefSeq names its product solute carrier family 5 (sodium/myo-inositol cotransporter), member 3 (gene SLC5A3). The record is from RefSeq and is a predicted model, not a curated record. Gene Ontology annotation, biological process: transmembrane transport; inositol metabolic process; myo-inositol transport. The transcript has a single exon. Lineage: Eukaryota; Metazoa; Chordata; Lepidosauria; Squamata; Gekkonidae. Bases 1 to 2139 code for a protein of 712 amino acids. Gene Ontology annotation, molecular function: D-glucose:sodium symporter activity. Gene Ontology annotation, cellular component: plasma membrane.
AUGAGGGCGGCUUUGGAACCAGCAGACAUUGCCAUUGUGGUGUUGUAUUUUGUUCUUGUGCUGUGCAUAGGCUUUUUUGCCAUGUGGAAAUACAAUCGAAGCACUAUAAGUGGGUACUUCCUGGCAGGACGAUCUAUGACAUGGGUAGCGAUUGGUGCUUCCUUGUUUGUGAGCAACAUUGGGAGUGAACACUUCAUUGGGCUUGCAGGAUCUGGAGCAGCAAGUGGAUUUGCAGUAGGGGCAUGGGAGUUCAACGCCUUAAUGCUUUUGCAGCUCUUAGGAUGGAUCUUUGUUCCUGUCUACAUACGAUCUGGAGUAUACACCAUGCCAGAAUACUUGUCCAAACGUUUUGGAGGGCAUAGAAUUCAAGUAUACUUUGCAGUGUUGUCUCUGAUUCUAUAUAUUUUUACCAAACUUUCAGUAGACUUGUAUUCAGGUGCAUUGUUUAUUCAAGAAUCUCUAGGCUGGAAUCUUUAUUUGUCAGUUACACUGUUGAUUGGAAUGACUGCUGUGUUGACAGUGACUGGGGGUCUUGUUGCAGUUAUCUAUACAGACACUGUUCAAGCUUUGCUUAUGAUUAUUGGUGCCCUCACACUUAUGGUCAUAAGUAUUACAGAAGUUGGUGGGUUUGAAGAAGUUAAAAGAAGGUACAUGUUAGCAUCACCGAAUAUUACAGCAAUCAUGCUGACAUACAACCUUUCAAAUACAAAUUCCUGUCAUGUUGACCCAAAGCCUGAUGCACUGAAAAUGUUGCGGGAACCAACCGAUGAAGACGUUCCUUGGCCUGGGUUCCUUUUUGGACAGACUCCAGCCUCUGUAUGGUACUGGUGUGCAGACCAAGUAAUUGUUCAGAGGGUUUUAGCAGCAAAAAAUAUUUCUCAUGCCAAAGGCUCUACCCUAAUGGCAGGCUUUCUAAAGCUUUUGCCUAUGUUCAUUAUAGUUGUUCCAGGUAUGAUUUCACGAAUACUGUUUGCUGAUGAGAUUGCAUGUAUUAAUCCAGAACAUUGCAUGCAAGUUUGUGGAAGCAGAGCUGGAUGCUCUAACAUUGCCUAUCCACGUUUGGUUAUGCAGCUUGUUCCUGUUGGUCUGCGAGGACUUAUGAUUGCUGUAAUGAUCGCUGCAUUAAUGAGUGAUUUGGAUUCUAUAUUUAACAGUGCCAGUACCAUAUUCACACUUGAUAUCUACAAACUCCUCAUACGCAAGAAUGCAUUGUCUAAAGAACUAAUGAUUGUAGGAAGGAUGUUUGUUGCUUUCAUGGUAGUUAUAAGCAUUGCUUGGGUCCCAAUAAUUGUGGAAAUGCAAGGAGGCCAAAUGUAUCUCUAUAUUCAAGAGGUAGCAGAUUAUUUGACUCCACCAGUGGCUGCUCUGUUUCUUUUGGGCGUGUUUUGGAGGCGUUGCAAUGAGCAAGGCGCCUUCUAUGGUGGAAUGGUUGGAUUUGUCCUGGGAACUGUACGACUGAUACUGGCAUUUGUCUAUCGUGUUCCUGAAUGUAACCAACCUGACACUAGGCCAGUCUUCAUCAAAAGUAUCCACUACAUGUAUGUUGCUACUGCAUUGUUCUGGAUCACUGGAAUUGUGGCUAUAGUUGUAAGCCUUCUUACAGCACCACCUUCAAAGGAGCAAAUCAGGACAACCACAUUCUGGUCUGUGAAAAACAGGACUGUAAAGGAAAGCACUUCAGCAGAGGAUUCAUUCAAAGCACAAGAGAAGACCAUCUUAAAAUACAAUGAAAAAAUCUCUUCAAAUGGUAAAUCUGAGGAAAAUGUUAAAAGUGAUCAACCUGAAAAUAUCAAUCUUUUAAUUACUUGCACAGAUGACAUCAAUCCAGUGAUUUCUGUAAGUAACUCUGAAGUUGAGACACCCGUAGAUUGCUAUUCUAAUGGACAAGCAGCUCUUAUGGGUGGAAAGAAGACUGAGGAAGAGACCGAAAGUAGUGACAAACACUGGAAAUUCAUAAAUUGGUUUUGUGGCUUUAAAAGUAAAAACAUGAGCAAAAGAGACAACCACGAUAAGGAAGAAGAAGAGAGUGUUUGUCUACAAAUGCUGGAAGAGACUCCAAAAGUUAAAUUACUACUAAAUACUGGACUAGUUUGUGUGUGCUCAAUUGGAAUAUUCAUGUUUGUUUAUUUCUCUUUGUGA